Falco peregrinus (peregrine falcon) is the source of this 1499-nucleotide messenger RNA. RefSeq names its product chloride intracellular channel 3 (gene CLIC3). The record is from RefSeq and is a predicted model, not a curated record. The transcript is spliced from 6 exons. The coding region runs from base 1 to 786 and encodes 261 amino acids. Lineage: Eukaryota; Metazoa; Chordata; Aves; Falconiformes; Falconidae.
AUGUGGGCUGGGAGGGGCCGCGGCUCCAGCACAGGCACAGCCAGCACUCGGCGAGAGCCACCACCCAGUAUGGCAGAGAAACCCCAAAUCCAGCUCUUCGUGAAGGCAAGUGAGGAUGGGGAGAGCGUGGGCCACUGCCCCUUCUGCCAGAGGCUCUUCAUGGUGCUGCUGCUCAAAGGGGUGCCCUUCACCCUCACCACCGUAGACAUGAAGAGGGCGCUGGACGUGCUGAAGGACUUCGCCCCAGGUGCCCAGCUGCCCGUUCUGCUCUACAACGGCGAGCCCAAGACCGACACCGUGACCAUUGAGGACUUCCUGGAGGACAAGCUGGGCCCCCCCAUGUUCCCCAGCCUGGUACCCCAGUACAGGGAGUCGAGCCUGGCUGGGAAUGACAUCUUCCACAAGUUCUCCACCUUCAUCAAGAACCCAGUGCCUGCCCAGGAUGACGCGCUGCAGCGGAGCCUGCUGCGGGCACUGCUGAAGCUGGACGAGUACCUGAGUGCCCCCCUGGAGCACGAGCUAGCCCAGGACCCACACCUCCGAGUCUCCCAGCGCCGCUUCCUUGACGGGGAGCAGCUCACGCUAGCUGACUGCAACCUGCUGCCCAAGCUCAACAUCGUUCAGGUCGUGUGCCAGCAUUACCGCCGCUUUGGCAUCCCCAAGGAUCUGCGGGGCGUGUGGCGCUACCUCAACAGCGCCAGCGAAACCAAGGAGUUCAAAUACACCUGCCCCAACAGCGAGGAGAUCAUACAAGCCUAUCGCUCUGUGGUCCGCUCGCAGCAGUGAGCCGGGCACAAGCCCAGGUGGGUGCAGGGCCAGGGUCAGGCAGCAGGCCAGCACCUGCCCUGGUCCUGCCACGACCACCACAGUCCUGCCUGCACACACUCAGGAGGGCAGAGAGCAUGAGCUGUGCCCCUGGCACUCUAAUUCCCCCAGCUGGCACCCCUGCCUGAGGUGCCGGCAGCAAUCUGCAUCGCACUGAGCCUGCAAGUGCGUUCUCACCUCUUGUGCCACCCUCCCUGCCCGAACACGACCCCCCUCAACCUGCCCUGAGGUCCCUCAAGCAUCAGGAUGGGUGCAAGGGGGCCACGGCCACCACCUGUACCAAAGCUGGGCAACGCUGAGGGCCAGGGCAGGAGCAGGCGGGGAACAGCUGCCCAGAGCAAAGGGCUGUGGGGUGCAGAGAGGGCAGCACACUCCUGCAGCUCACCAUGCCACCCACCAGGUGAUUGGCAUGAGGCAGGAUGACCCCAGGGAGCUGCACCGGGUGAGGGGGACUGGCACAGUAAUGGCAGAGACCUGGGAACAGCGCUGGGGGGAUGGCAUGGGCGGUGGGCAUGGCCCGUGCCCCGUUACCCUGGGUGAACGGAGCAGAGGGCACCAUCCCCCAGAACCCUCUGUUAGGAAGUUCUCAGGAGCAGAUCUGGGAGAGGGAUGGGGGUGAAGUGGGGCAAGUCCAAGCCAUGUAUCAGAGCUCCUAGAAAUCAAUAAAAGCUUUG